GGUGAUGGCGGGCAUUGCAGAGCCGGGCAUCGCAGAGCAUCUCUUAGGAACCACGGAGAGGACCGAGAUGUACUAGGGGGCAGGAGGCAGGCUUGGGAGGAGCAGCGAGCUGGGGGUGGUACCCCAGGAAAGCGUCUGAGGAACAGGGACAUUGGGGAGAAGCCAGCCAUGCAGUUCUUAGACCGGGAUGACUGUGUUUCUCUCUGCCCACCGUGUUUUCAGAGAGGGAGGCAUAAUGGAUGUCAAGUCAUGGGUGGCAUGAGGCCCCUGAGGGUCAGGGAAGGCAGACCCCAAACUCAGCCUUAGAAAGGGGAGGCUGCAGGGGGAGGGAUGUGUUUGGAAUGGAGUAGAGCAUUUGCAUGCGUAACAGGGCUGGGGCGAGGGAGAGAGGAAGUGGUAGAGAGAUGAAAGGAAAUUACCAUACAUCAAGAUCUUGUUAUUCAACCUAAUUUUCAAAGGGGCACAGCUGUCGUGCUGAGAUAAUCCGUUAAUUAUAACAGCCAUUGUGCUUUGGCAAUGGGAGAGAAACCGAGGCUGGGUUACAGGCCUGAAGGCUGGGGUGGGAAAGGGCCUUUGAGGGUCCAGGACCCCAGAGAGGGGCCAGGGAGAGAGGCAGAGUGGGGUGCUGGGCUCUCAGGACCAGAGGACAGAGCAGGGCAGGCACCGGGCCGCAGGUUCUGCGAUGAGGCCUGCCGCUUGCCAGUUGGCGCUAUUGCUCCUGAAGCCAGCCUCCAGAACCUUCCAUAACUCCUGGAGCAGUUAACUUUAUUGAGCAGUUACUAUGUGCCACACCCUGCUCCCUCUAAGCUGUUCCCUAUAGUGAGAGCCUUUCCUGACCCCUUUUUUUUCAGAAGAGGAACCCCCCCCCCCCAGGAAGGUAGCUUGUCAGGACCACUGAGUGAGGUAGCUAGCAGAAUCCCGUGUGAUCAGAGUAUGGCCCUGACCGUCCAAGGUAGCCUGAGAGACAGGACCCACUGAGUGGGUAGACACAGGAGCUUCCAUGGUUUAAGGCAUGUCAUCACCGUGGUCAUGGGUGGCCCUCCACCCCCACCCCCAGUGGUUUUUCCGGGGCCCUGGGUGUGGACAGAGCCUCCUUGUUCUCUGGGAUGCAGCUGCAGGCCCCCUGCGGCCUCCACAGCCGCCUUCAGGCUGGCCCCCAACCCCCAGAGCAACUACCCUCAGGGCCAGGAGAGGGUGUUCCAAGCCACCUCAGGUGGCACCUUGAUGGCCUUUGCCACCACCUGCCUGGAGGUAGGAAGGAGACAGACAGCUGGCUCAGUCUCUGGGUGGGGCUAAGAGUCCAGAGACACCUGGAUGCCCGCUGGGGUCUGGGAGAGGCAGGUGGGAGGCAGUGAGUGAUGGGAGGGAACCCUCACUGUCCGGGACCCCCAACCACUUGGUCCAACCUUGGCUCACAAGCCAGACUUAGGCCCCAUGUCCACGCAGCUUUGAGCAGGAACUCAGUGGAAGUCAUCUGGCAGAGUAGGGGGCUCCUUCUGAAAGUUCAGCUGGAACCCCCGUGUGACCCAGAAACCCAGGUAGCACUGUGGAGGGCAGGUGAGCAGCAGAGGUCCUCAGAAGGGGGCAGCAGAUGUGGGGCGCUCUGUGAAGAGCUCCCUGCUAAAAGCCAAGGGGAGGCCAGGAGUACAUGGGGCAGUUUUCAAGUCCUGGACAAUGGAUGUCUCCCAGCCGGGCCCAGAUUCAGUAAAUUGGCAGGACCAAAGAGCCACAGAUACAUUCCAGAACCCUAGACUCACCACUGGAGACUCCCCAAACAAUACCCCAUGCUGCUGGUGUCUUACAGUUGUGAGACCCAGAGCCACCGUGGGGUGGGGUGGUAUCUGGUGGGGAUGGAGGUGAAGGUCCACUGUGUGAGCUUGGAGCAGCCUGCUGGUGUUGCUGUUCCGGACUCCGAGAGUCCCUGUCUUGUUUGCCUCAUACCCGACAGUGCCCAGGGAUCAGGGCGCCAGUCAGGGGGGACCACACCUCCUGCUCUGGCCUGUAGCAGGCAGCUCUGUGGCUUCACCUGGUCGCCCAUGGUGCUAGUGGACUCCAGAAACAGGGAUGCAGCUUUCCACACUGCUAGCCAGCUAAAAACAAAAUUUAAUUACUGCCCAGAUGAAGCGGGGUCCCUUGGCGUUGCAUGAGUCAGAGCCUGAGGCCAAGGAGGAGACAGCCACUGCGUAGCAGCUGGAGAUUCAGUCCCCUCCUCUGCAUAGCCAGCGGUGCUCAGAACAGCACAGGCUCACAGGCCUGCUUCCCUGGGAUGAGCCAUCUUCCCGGAAAGCUUCCAGGCCUAGUUGCUGCCUUUUCUGCCCGUGUAUUCCCCUGAUAGGCCAGGCUGCCCCAGUGGGCUGCGUGGUCCAACCCGGAGCCUCCGCUUCUCCCCAGAGGUCCCCUGACAUACUGCCGUGCCUUGGACCCUAAAGAUAUUGGAAGGCAGGAAAAUGCCCACCCUUGGGACCCUGAAGGAGGAGCAGACUGCAGACAGAACCGAGAGGGUGGGCCUAGCCGGUGCCUGGUACAUAGUAGGUGUUCCAUAAAUGUUUAUUGAAUGAAUGAAUGGAGACCAUGCAGGCAGAGGCAGCGUGCGCGCGCAGGCACUGUGCGAGAGCGGGUCCAGUGGAGACCGGAACAGAUGGGCUUCUUCCUGUCGCCAUCUCACUCAGCAUCCCUCAGCAUUGCGCUCCUGGUUCCUGUGGGAACUGCUUGAAGAUCUGAGCCGGGAACCCAAGGGGAAGGGGAAGGAAGAGGAGGAAGAGGAAGAGUCAAAGCCUGAAACCUUGCAUACCUUUCCAACUGGAACCUGGAGUCACCACAACGCCCACUGCCUGCUUAUAGUCCUUCAGAGCAGCAGGCGCCAGCUGUGUCCGUCCUGCCCAAGACCCCUGUGCUGGGGGUCACCCCCAAGAUGGUGACGGCUCCAGGGAGGACUGUGCUUCCAGCCCCAGCCUCUGGCUGCUAGGUCCCUCUGUGUUCCGGCCCUUCACCCCAGCUGGGCCUCUAAGGGGCCAAAGCCUGGGGCCAUGCUGCGCCUGGGGCUGUGCGCGGCAGCGCUGCUGUGCGUGUGCCAGCCAGGGGCUGUGCACGCUGACUGCUGGCUCAUCGAGGGGGACAAGGGCUACGUAUGGCUGGCCAUCUGCAGCCAGAACCAGCCACCAUAUGAGACCAUCCCUCAGCACAUCAACAGCACUGUGCAUGACCUGCGGCUCAAUGAGAACAAGCUCAAAGCUGUGCUCUAUUCCUCCCUCAACCGCUUCGGGAACCUCACGGAUCUCAACCUCACAAAGAAUGAGAUUUCGUACAUCGAGGAUGGUGCCUUCCUGGGCCAGACGAGCCUGCAGGUCCUGCAGCUGGGCUACAACCGGCUCAGCAACCUGACUGAGGGUAUGCUGCGAGGCAUGAGCCGCCUGCAGUUCCUCUUUGUCCAGCACAACCUCAUUGAAGUGGUGACGCCCACCGCCUUCUCCGAGUGCCCCAGUCUCAUCAGCAUCGACCUCUCCUCCAACCGCCUCAGCCGCCUGGACGGUGCGACCUUCGCCAGCCUGGCCAGCCUGAUGGUGUGUGAGCUGGCUGGCAACCCCUUCAACUGUGAGUGUGACCUCUUCGGCUUCCUAGCCUGGCUUGUGGUCUUCAACAAUGUCACCAAGAACUACGAUCGCCUGCAGUGUGAGUCACCGAGGGAGUUUGCCGGUUACCCGCUGCUCGUGCCCCGACCUUACCACAGCCUCAAUGCCAUCACUGUCCUGCAGGCCAAGUGCCGCAACGGCUCAAUGCCCGCCCGGCCCGUGAGUCACCCCACACCCUAUUCCACGGAUGCGCAGAGGGAGCCUGAUGAGAACUCAGGCUUCAAUCCUGACGAGAUCCUCUCGGUGGAACCGCCGGCCUCGUCCACCACGGAUGCAUCUGCUGGGCCGGCCAUCAAGUUGCACCAAGUCACCUUCACCUCAGCCACCCUGGUCGUCAUCAUCCCCCACCCUUACAGCAAGAUGUAUGUUCUGGUCCAGUACAACAAUAGCUACUUCUCCGACGUCAUGACACUCAAGAACAAGAAAGAGAUUGUGACGUUGGACAAACUGCGUGCGCACACUGAGUACACCUUCUGUGUCACCUCGCUGCGCAACAGCCGCCGCUUCAACCACACCUGCCUGACCUUCACCACUCGGGACCUCGUGCCUGGGGAUCUAGCCCCCAGCACCUCCACCACCACGCACUACAUCAUGACCAUCCUGGGCUGCCUGUUUGGCAUGGUCAUCGUGCUGGGGGCUGUCUACUACUGCCUGCGUAAGCGGCGCAUGCAAGAGGAGAAGCAGAAGUCUGUCAAUGUCAAGAAGACCAUCUUAGAGAUGCGCUAUGGCGCUGACGUGGAUGCUGGUUCCAUAGUGCACGCUGCACAGAAGCUGGGCGAGCCACCGGUACUGCCUGUGGCCAGAAUGUCCUCUAUUCCCUCCAUGAUUGGAGAGAAACUGCCCGCCUCCAAGGGUCUGGAGGCCGGGCUAGACACACCCAAGGUGACCACUAAAGGCAACUAUAUUGAGGUACGCACAGGUGCUGCAGGGGACAGCCUGGCCCGGCCUGACGAGGAGCUCCCAGAAAUUGAAAAUGGCCAGGGCUCCGCUGCUGAGAUCUCCACCAUUGCCAAGGAGGUGGACAAGGUCAACCAGAUCAUUAACAAUUGCAUCGAUGCCCUCAAGCUGGAUUCAGCCUCUUUCCUUGGGGGUGGCAGCGGUGGUGGUGGCGGUGGAGGUGGGGACUCCGAUCUGGCCUUCGAGUGCCAGUCCCUCCCUGCGGCUCCUGCUGCCUCCUCAGCUGCCACUCCUGGGGCGCUGGAGCGGCCCAGCUUCCUGUCACCCCCCUACAAGGAGAGCUCCCACCACCCGCUGCAGCGCCAGCUGAGCGCCGACGCUGCAGUGAGCCGCAAGACCUGCAGCGUGUCGUCCAGUGGCUCCAUCAAGAGCGCCAAGGUCUUCAGUCUGGAUGUGCCAGACCACCCGACCCCCACGGGACUGGCCAAGAGCGACUCCAAGUACAUUGAGAAAGGUAGCCCCCUCAACAGCCCGCUGGACAGGCUUCCCCUGGUGCCCACGGGCAGCAGCGGGAGCAGUGGUGGGGGGGGUGGCAUCCACCACCUGGAGGUGAAGCCAGCCUACCACUGCAGCGAGCACCGGCACAGCUUCCCUGCUCUCUACUACGAGGAGGGAGCCGACAGCCUGAGCCAGCGUGUAUCCUUCCUCAAGCCACUGACCCGCUCUAAGCGAGACUCCACCUAUUCGCAGCUCUCCCCCAGACAUUACUACUCAGGGUACUCCUCCAGCCCCGAGUACUCGUCUGAGAGCACACAUAAGAUCUGGGAGCGCUUCCGGCCCUACAAGAAGCACCAUCGCGAGGAGGUAUACAUGGCUGCCGGCCACGCCCUGCGAAAGAAGGUCCAGUUCGCGAAGGAUGAGGACCUGCAUGACAUCCUUGAUUACUGGAAGGGGGUCUCAGCCCAGCAGAAGCUGUGACCCUCUCCUCCCCCACCGGUGAGGUGAUGGGGAGGAGGGCAGGGGGACUCGGGGGGAAGGGCCCCCCAACAGGGUGGCCGGGAGACGGGGGACAGGCCAAGGAGCCUGGGGCCGAGGGGCCCGGGCCUAGGAGUGGACGCACACGCACACCCGCACACACGCACCCACACACACACACUUGACCACCACCUGACUGUGAAGUAACCAACACCCAAUAAUAGCGGACAGGAAAACAAACAUUUUCCUUAAAGUUUACAACCUGCUACUGACACCAGUUGUCUCUACUGUGCUGCCCAAGGGACUUCUUGCUGGGCUGGGGAAAGAGGCCAGAGAGGGUAUGGGGGCCUGAGAUUCAGGCGGGUUUGGUGGCAAAAGAGAUUUGGGUAGAAGUCAACCAUAGGCCUCUCGUUCAGGGAGGCCAUCCUCCAAGCUGGGGAACAUUUCCCUUGGAGACAUGGCAACAUGUGGACAUUGGGCAUCCUCUCCUCCCACUACGGAUGGCCCAGAGAGAGAAAAAGAAGCCCCAGGGGUCUCUCACCCAACAGGUUACAGCUCUGUCUCUCAGCUUCCUGGCCCAGUGCUGGCCCCGCCUCCAGCUGCUCCUCUGGGCUCCGCCCCCCCAUUCAUCUGCUACUCCUUCCAAAGUUGUGGUCUCAGGGGUCUAGGGACUGAAGCACGCGGGUGCUUUUCUUCUUUAGAAAGUCCACGGGCAUCUACAAGGUGAAAGGCUAUGGUCCCUAGCCCUGGGAGGCCAAGAGUAAGCAAUGUCCUGCUAACCAGACAGAAGCAGAGGCAAAGGGUGCCACCAGCCCCCUUCAAGUGUCUUCCAAGUAGCCCUGGGGAACUGCCUGGGUGUGGGGUGGUGGGUAGACCUGCUCCCCACUGGUAUCUCAGGUGUAGGCCCUCAUGCCACGGUCCCUAGUUUCUCUGGGUCUCCGGGACUCCGACCCAUCACAGAGAGGCAACAGUGAAUGACAAGGCCUGGGGCCAGCAUGUAGAAUGUGGGGAUCGCUCCCUGCACCCUACACCCCACUUGCCUGGCUCCUGCUGUGUGCAGCAUCUCAGCCUGCCCUGGGAGGCCAUCUGCCCCACCCCACCCUGUCUUAUCCCCUGGCUAGAGGGGUUCCCAUGUUUCCAUGGAAACGGCCACCGUCCUCUUUCUGACCCACUCCCAACACCAAUCAAAGCACAAACAGUGAGGUGCCUCCUACUGCCCUGGUCAGGGAGCAGAGGCAGGGCUCCUGGCCCCUCCCCUUCCCUAGCUAGUCGGUUGCCAUGGCAACCCAGAGCCUGGCAGUUGGUGCCCAGAGCGACCAACUGACCAACCGUUGGGCUCUGGAGUUCUCUCAGUGUGGGUGGCGGCAGAGGGGGGUAAAGGAAGCCUGGCCAGGUGGCAGCUUUCUCGAGAGCCAAGAGCUUCUGGGGACAAGCUCUGGAGUCUGUUCUGGAGUCCCAAGACUAGGCUAAGGCAUUGUCCUUUGCCUCUGAGUGGGCAGUGGGCCUGUGGGGCAUUGGGACAGCUGGACCGGGCAGUUCUGCCCCCUCUGCCUGUGUGCCCCUUAGCUUCCCAUUGAGAUAGGGAGGGGCCUUCUCAGCUCAACCCCAACUUCCAGAGACACCUUCAUUCCUGCUGCUUACAUGAGAUAGGAGACUGUGACUUGAGUGAGGAGGAUGGUAGGCGAGAGGCAGAUCUCACUUGACCUGUGAGGGCUCUGACCAGGAAAGCUAGGGCUAUCCUUGGGGGUAGGGUAUGGGGAAGGACCGGGGUGGGGAGACUUGACUGAACUCCUCUAUCACAUCGACUUCGGGGUGGGCUGAGCCCAGGGCUCACUCAGGGGUGACAUUUGCAAAAAAUAAAAAUAAAAAA
Molecule: messenger RNA, 7371 nt
Organism: Mus pahari (shrew mouse)
Lineage: Eukaryota; Metazoa; Chordata; Mammalia; Rodentia; Muridae
Gene: Elfn2
Product: extracellular leucine rich repeat and fibronectin type III domain containing 2
Exons: 2
Coding region: 3027-5504 (825 amino acids)
Cellular component (GO): plasma membrane
Molecular function (GO): protein binding
Source: RefSeq, a predicted model, not a curated record